Messenger RNA from Notothenia coriiceps (black rockcod), 897 nucleotides. Its product is annotated as C-reactive protein-like. NCBI's taxonomy places the organism in Eukaryota, Metazoa, Chordata, Actinopteri, Perciformes, Nototheniidae. The transcript is spliced from 3 exons. The coding region runs from base 11 to 616 and encodes 201 amino acids. The record is from RefSeq and is a predicted model, not a curated record.
CUCCGGUAAAAUGUUUACCUUCCCUCAGGAAACCAACACAGCUUAUGUGAAACUGACACCAAAAAGAGUGGAUUUCGGAGCUAUAACUGUCUGUCUCAGGACCAUUACAGACCUCAACAGGAACCACGCCCUUUUCUCUUUAUCUGCAACACCCGAUCAUAAUGCUUUUCUCAUAUUCAAGCCUACUACUGAUGGGAUUCAAAUCCAUGUCCAUCAGGGUCAAACUGAAACAUUUGGGGGCGAGGACUACAAAGUGAACACGUGGCACUCAAUAUGUUCUACAUGGGACUCUGUGACCGGUGUGGUGCAGCUGUGGCUAGACAACAAGCCCUUCAUUAGGAAAUAUGUUGGUGGAGCAAGAAUCAGAAAUCCUUCUGUUAUCAUUGGACAGGAGCAGGAUUCCCAUGGUGGAGGAUUUGACAAAACACAGUCUUUUGUUGGCAUGAUCUCUGAUGUCCACAUGUGGGACUACACCCUCUCCGCCUGUGAGAUCCAGGAGUACAUGCUUGACAGAAACCUAACUCCGGGUAAUGUGCUCAAUUGGAAGGCGCUGGACUACAGAACCUAUGGAAGAGUGCUGACAGAACAAAAAACCACUUGCUCAUGUACAGAAUAAAUACAAACAAAUAUAUAAAUUCCAUACUCCUUACGAGGCUUUUCUUUUGAGUAUGAAAUUCAAACACCCUGUAAAUCUGAACAGUGGCAUUAAUCAGCUUGAUCAACACAAUUACCUAAUUUCUGACCACCAUCUUAAAUGUGUGUGUUUAAUUUUCUUAUUAAAUCUGCAAAUUGUUAUUUGUAAUUAGAUGACAUUUGUGAUAUCCUUUUGUCUGCCAUGUUUGCUGAAACGUGUAUGAUACUCUUCCUGACAGUUCAUUAAAAAUGGCACAUUCUGCA